Molecule: messenger RNA, 3092 nt
Organism: Danio rerio (zebrafish)
Lineage: Eukaryota; Metazoa; Chordata; Actinopteri; Cypriniformes; Danionidae
Source: RefSeq, a predicted model, not a curated record
CAUGAAGACCGCUGGAGGUUAGGCCGCAUGUCUGUUACUGGCUCUCAUAAAAACACCAAGAGACGGCCAUUCAGGACCAGAUCUCGGAGAAAUCAAUAACGAGAGCUUACGACGUGGUUUCUUGGCUUCCGUUUUCGGUUUAGUCGUUUCAGUCGCCGCCGCGGUAACUGUUGGAGGGACUCUAAAAGUCUGUCCUCAUUUCACAACAAACAGGCGCAGUGAAGCACUUCCUUGAACAAUCUGUAUGCUGGAGGAAGACGCUGCUUUUGAUGCCCAGAUGCUCUGAUUAGUGUGUCCUUAUUUGGAAAUAAACUUCCAAACUCAUUACCCUUGGUGUGACUAAAGAAGCGGAUCCAAAGAAUGAAUAUGAUCAGUCAAGGAGGCAAAGCAACAUGUACAGCCCGCUGGCUAAAGAAGAAAGUUAACUGACACAGACACACACAAGUGACUCAGAACUCGUGUCUGAGCCUAAAUGUGUCAGACGAAGCUGCGGACAAUUACCAGAUCCAGAGGCCUUCAUAUCUUCUCAUUUUAGAACACGCAGCUGUCAAAAAAAGGGGUCAAGUGAAACUGUCUGUGCCGACAGCACGUUUGGGAGUAUCAUUCUUCCUCGGUUGUGCUGAGAACUAAGCGAUGGCCAUGGUGAGAGGGGGGUGGGGAGAUCCCAACGGGGAAACAAAUGGACUUGGUGACAAGGGUUACCUGAGGGGAGAUGAAGAUGACGGGUCACCGCAAGGAGGCGGCAGCGACAUGGAGGCCGGUGAGGAUGAUAAGGGAUGUGUGGUGGACUGUGUUGUCUGCGGCGACAAGUCCAGCGGGAAACACUAUGGUGUGUUCACCUGUGAGGGCUGCAAGAGCUUCUUUAAACGAAGUGUCAGACGAAACCUUAACUACACCUGCAGAUCAAACCGAGACUGCCAAAUUGACCAGCAUCAUCGCAACCAGUGUCAAUACUGCCGUUUAAAGAAGUGUUUCCGAGUGGGAAUGCGUAAAGAAGCAGUUCAGCGUGGACGGAUCCCACCUUCACAUUCGAGCCUGAGCCCAUCUACAACUCCAGUAGGCGGUAAUGCCGGCGGUGGUGUGAGCGAGUUCUACAAUGGGCAGCCGGUGUCCGAGCUCAUCUCCCAGCUCCUGCGGGCAGAGCCUUACCCUAACAGCCGCUACAGCCACCAGUACAACCAGCAGAUGCAAGGCGGUGGUGGCGGUGGAUCUGGCAUGGGCAUCGACAGCAUCUGUGAGCUCGCUGCCAGACUCCUGUUUAGCAUCAUCGAAUGGGCCCGAAACAUUCCGUACUUCCCCGAAUUGCCAGUAUCGGAGCAGGUGGCCUUGCUGCGGCUCAGCUGGAGCGAACUGUUUAUUCUGAACGCAGCUCAAUCUGCCCUGCCACUGCACAUGGCCCCGCUGCUGGCCGCCGCAGGCUUCCACUCCUCACCCAUGUCCGCGGAAAGGGUGGUGUCCUUCAUGGACCAGGUGCGCGUCUUCCAGGACCAGGUGGAGAAGCUGACGCGUCUGCAGGUGGAUUCGGCAGAGUACAGCUGUCUCAAGGCCAUAGCGCUCUUCUCGCCAGAUGCGUGUGGGCUGACAGAUCCCGCUCAUGUAGAAAGCCUGCAGGAGAAAGCUCAGGUGGCUCUUACCGAGUACGAGCGCAUGCAGUACCCCGGGCAGCCCCAGCGUUUCGGACGGCUCCUGCUGCGACUGCCCGCUCUGAGGGCCGUGCCCGCCAGCCUCAUCUCUCAGCUCUUCUUCAUGCGGCUCGUGGGCAAAACGCCCAUCGAGACACUCAUCCGUGACAUGCAGCUGUCUGGCAGCUCCAUCAGUUGGCCGUAUGCUCCUGGACAAUAAUCUUCAUCACAUGUGACCAGCCUGAACGGGAAGAUCUUGGUCUGACUUGUUUUGUUUUUUUAUAUCCACACAUUUACAUCUGAUAUUCAGUGUAUUGCCUAAUGCAACAGGGUCGCACUAUGGAAAUGGUGAAUUGGGUAUUAUGUUGCAGAUCGGUGAACUUCAACAUGACUUGAAGUAUUUGUUAUCUGCCAACCAAAGGUAAGACGUGAGGUACCAUUUUUUAAAGAUUGUAAUUAAUUGGAAAUGGGUUCAAACCCUAAAAGGCGAGAUCUGACAGUUUGGUGUCAACAACACGAAGGUCACUUUGGACUGUUCCCGGAGGCCUGGGAAAUCAAGUUCCCAUCAUGCUCCGCUCUGCCCUGUCCUUGUGCACCACAAAGCCUGAAGGAGGAGGAAGUAGACACGAUGACAUCCAAACAAACCAAACCCAAACAGUCUGAAUUAGGACUAAGGCAUUUGUUAUGCCAACGAGAACUUGUAUUUUUUAGCUCUUUUUACCCUUGUCAAAGCUAACGCAUUUCUGAGGAGAGAGUGAAAUUUGCAACUGAUUAUGUUGAAUUAAGUAUAGCUGCGGACUUUAUUUGUACUUUGAGUUAAGGUACAGGCUCAUCUCAUCAAGAAUGAUUCAUAUUUUGGAGCGCACACCCUUCAUUUGAGAUAGAUGACAGGUGAAGUAGUCUUGUUUUUUUCUUUUCAGACAGACACCAAUGAAUUUUCUUCUUAAAAAGGUUUCUUUUUUUUUUUUUUUUUUUUAGUUUUUUCAGACUUCCACUGGUAAUGAAGUCCUAUUAUGAACGUCGACCAAAAGAAAUACCUCUACAGUCUGUUGAGACUCUGUGUCAUUCACGGCUGUGUCAGAUUUUCUAUGUACCAACAUACUUGAGCUGCUCACUUUACACUAAAGAGGAGUGAUUGGAUCAAUCUGUCUGUUAUGUUUGUUUCUCGAAGGCCGUUUUCAGCAGGAAACCGGCUGUGGCUGUUUUGUCUUUCGUGGAGCAUUGCUCUGGUGUGGCGUUUCACAGGUGACAGCAUGUUGUAUUGGCUCUUGUUGUGAGAUGUCCGUUUUCUAGCCUUAUCAUACAUCAGAAUGACUAAUAUUACCUCAUAUUUAGGCCUUUAAAACAUAUCAGACGGUCUAAUAGACAUCAAUGCAUCAAAUCGGCAACGUGUACAGUUUUCAUUUUAAUAUCUUUGUCUUUUUAAAUACUUGUGUAUGACGGCUUGAUUAAACAAAGUAUCAUACAACG